AUGUCUGCUCAAAACAAGAACGUUAUUUGCGUUACUUCUUGUGACAGUUAUCUGGGAUACGCAAUUACUCAAGUCUUACUUCAAGACAAGAAGCAAAAUCAGAGGGCUUAUACUGUUCGUGCUCUUGCACGUGAUAUCUCUGGGUUGAAUGGUCUUAAGAAACAUGGUGCUGAGGUUGCCCAAAUUGAUUACAAUAAUCAAGGAACAAUUGAACAAGCUUUAAACGGUGGCAUUUGGGUUCUUAUGCUCCCUGAAUCGGAUAACGAUCGUUGUAAUUAUGCUAAAAUUUUCGCGAAUACUUGUAAAAAAGUUGGUGUAGGCAACAUGCUCUUUCUUUCGUUACUUGGUGCCGAUGAUGCCGAUGAAAAAAGUCUCCGCGAAUUCAGGGAUAUGGAAAAAAAAGUCGAAGCUGCUGUUGAUCGCAAUUGUAUCCUCAGAUGUGCGUUCGUGGUGCAAUGUUUGCACUAUUUCUCUGAAUAUAUCAUGAAGAAAAAUAAACUCGGUCUUCCAAUCAGGAGUGAUAGUCGCAUGUCACCUAUUCAUCUUAACGACGUUUUUUGCGUAAUCCAUCGUAUCAUUUUUGACAAACAAGGUCAACUUCAUCGUGAAAUGGACCGCAAUCAUCAAAAAAGGCAUUAUACUCUUACCGGUCCAGAGGCCAUCUCUGCUAACACCUUCGUUGAUAUGAUGAAUAUAAUCAUCGACGCGAACGUUAAAUUUGAGGAAAUUAAACGUCAAGAAUGUGAAGCUUAUUUAAGAUCAUGUAAUCAACCAGAGAUUGAAUCUACUAAAUCCGACCAACAUGAAGAAAGUCGAGAUGACUUGUUCCCUACUCCAAAGCAAUGCCUCAACGAUAAUGAAAUCAUGACUGCAUGCGACAUCUUUGAUUACAUUAAAAGUGGAAAAGCCAAUUAUGUUUCUGGAGACGUUCAAAAAGUCACCGAUCGUGAACCCAUUCCUGUUAUUUGGUUCUUCAAGAAUCAUCGUGAGGAAUUUAAACCUAGAAAAUAA
Messenger RNA from Dentiscutata erythropus, 1011 nucleotides. The record is from the annotation of a GenBank genome assembly. NCBI's taxonomy places the organism in Eukaryota, Fungi, Glomeromycota, Glomeromycetes, Diversisporales, Gigasporaceae.